Molecule: messenger RNA, 633 nt
Organism: Perkinsus marinus ATCC 50983
Lineage: Eukaryota; Perkinsozoa; Perkinsida; Perkinsidae
Exons: 3
Coding region: 1-633 (210 amino acids)
Source: RefSeq, a predicted model, not a curated record
AUGUUUAUUUUUGGAGGAAUAACAGGUCUCGCCCUAGUCACCACAGUAGCGUCUUUCUCGAUCGUUGAGGAUGAUGACUAUUGCUUUCACCGUCCCUUGGGGGUCUACCCAAGAGUCAACAGUACGCUCAGGUUGACCUCCGUCCAGGUGUAUGUUCGCCACGCUCAACGGGAUGAGUACACACUGCAUGAUUGCUUCCCUGAUGGGCUUCAAGUUGACUACUCCAAAGACUGUGAUAAUGUUCAUGUCGAUUAUGCGAUUGACGAGGAGAUCGCUACUGCUGGUUUUAAAUUCCGGAAAGUGUUCGUAGACCACCAAGGAAAGGAGACCUGCGAGACUGGGCAGCUCCUCAACGGGGCGAAUGCGCAGAUGGUCAAAGUCGCUGAUUGGCUGCGAAAUGCAUAUGUCGCGGAGUCCUCGCUGAAUGCCACGAAUCUUGAACUCAUCUGCACUGAUAAGAGCCGCACGCUCGGGUCACUCUAUUACCUAUUGGGGGCUUUCAUUCGACCCCAAGAUGACCUGCCGAGUACGUUGGACGUGAUGGUACAGGACCACGAGGUGGAUGCCCUUGGUCUCAACUACCGCAACUGUCCACGUGUAAAGGCACUACAGCAGAGGCCCGGUCAGGUUUGA